Molecule: messenger RNA, 1616 nt
Organism: Rhipicephalus sanguineus (brown dog tick)
Lineage: Eukaryota; Metazoa; Arthropoda; Arachnida; Ixodida; Ixodidae
Product: cuticle protein-like
Exons: 3
Coding region: 146-1483 (445 amino acids)
Source: RefSeq, a predicted model, not a curated record
CCUGGCUUCUUCCCCUUCGCGGGCCGCAUCCUCAGGAGCAGCCAACUGAACGUCGUGGCUGGGAGGUAUAUAAAGAGCGACGCGGCGACCGAAAGACAUGGCACUUGCUCCUCUCCUGGCAUUCUAGUCGGAAGAGAGAACCAGCAUGAACGCUCUGAAGGCUGUCGUGUUCCUCGGCCUCUUGGCCACCUCCUUCGCUGGUAAUGUGGGCUAUGGAUAUGGAGGUCUCGGAUAUGGUGGUCUCGCCUACGGCACUGGCGUCGGCCACGUCCUCGGUGGAGGCCUCGCCCUCGGCCACGCCGUUGCCGCGCCGGCUGCCGUGACCACCGCGGUCCACCACGCCCCAGCCGUCUCCUACGCCGCUGCCCCCGCCGUGGCCACCACCGUGCACCACGCCGCUCCGGCCGUGUCCUACGCCGCCGCUCCGGCCGUCUCCUACGCUGCCGUUGCCCGCCCAGCGGUCACGGUCGCCCGCCAAGCCUACACCGUUGCCGCUGCACCCGCUGUGAGCUACGCCCAGUACGCCGCUCCCGCCGUGGCCACUACCGUGCACCACGCCGCUCCAGCCGUGUCCUACGCCGCCGCUCCGGCCGUAUCCUACGCUGCUCCGGCCGUAUCCUAUGCCCGCCCAGCGGUCACUGUCGCCCGCCAGGCCUACACAGUUGCCGCUGCACCCGCUGUGAGCUACGCUCAGUACGCCGCUCCCGCCGUUGCCACCACCGUGCACCACGCCGCUCCGGCCGUCUCCUACGCCGCCGCUCCCGCCGUUGCCGUUGCCCGCCCAGCGGUCACUGUCGCCCGUCAGGCCUACACCGUUGCCGCUGCGCCGGCUGUGAGCUACGCCCAGUACGCCGCUCCCGCUGCCGUAUCCACGACCGUGCACCACGCCGCUCCGGCCGUUUCCUACGCAGCCGCUCCCGCAGUUUCCUACGCUGCACCCGCGGUCGCCGUCGCCCGCCCAGCCGUUGCCGUCGCCCGCCCAGCUGUCAGCUACGCCUCCUACGCCGCUCCCGCCGUUGCCUACGCUCGUCCCGCUGUUGCCGCCACAUACGCCGCCCCAGCCGUGACCGCCGUCCACGCUGCUCCAGCCGUCACUGCCGUCCACGCUGCCCCAGCAGUCGCUGCCGUCCACGCUGCCCCAGCAGUCGCUGCCGUCCACGCUGCCCCAGCCGUGACAGCCGUGCACGCUGCCCCAGCUGUCAGCUAUGGCGGCUAUGGAAGCACCUUCGGCCACGUUCUCGGCGGUGGUCUUGCUCUCGGACACGCUGUCGCUGCCCCGGCUGCCGUCUCCACCACCGUCCACCACGCCGCCCCAGCUUUGGCGACCGCCCCAGUUGCCACCUACGGAGUUGGCUACGGCCACGGUCUCGGCUACGGCCUCGGAUACCACGGUCUCGGCUACGGUCUGAGCAGCGGCUACGCCCUCGGUGGCUACAACUAUGGCCUCGGCGGCUACAGCUACGCCCUCCACAAGAAGAAGUAAAUGAUGAGCGCAAGGAGUUAGACGACACCGCUAGGAAGGACCGCGUCAGGACCGGCUGGCAAGACCUGCACUUCAGAAUAUUUAUGCUAGUUCUCCGUGUUCCGAUAAUAAAAGGUUGUCAGAGUGAAAAGAA